Pedinophyceae sp. YPF-701 is the source of this 1833-nucleotide messenger RNA. Lineage: Eukaryota; Viridiplantae; Chlorophyta; Pedinophyceae. The record is from the annotation of a GenBank genome assembly.
AUGAACCUUGCAUCCUCGGUGCGCGUCAGCGCGGCGCCGCCGGCGCGCACGCAGCGCGCCAGCGGCCUCUGCGCCCACCUCGACGUGCGCGUCGCGGCCGUUCCCGACUCCCUGGUCGGCCUCGGGCUCUUCUUCACGCCUGGAUUGGCCAUCCUGGCCUACGCUGCCGUCCUCGGGAAGGGCGACGUGCGCGACGGCCUGUCGCGCUUCAUCACCCAAGUGUCCGCCGGCUACUUCCAGCCGAACCUAGGCGGCGAGAACAUCCCCGGCGUGGACGCCAAGGUCGACGUGCUCGACGGCAGCGAGCCGCUCUUCAAGCCCCUGUUCAACUGGUACCUGGAGGCCGGGGCCUGCUACAAGCUCGCGUUUGGGCCCAAGGCCUUCCUCGUGGUGUCGGACCCGGUCAUCGUCCGGUACAUCCUGCGCGAGAACGCGUUCAACUUCGACAAGGGCGUCCUCUCCGAGAUCCUCGAGCCCAUCAUGGGCAAGGGCCUCAUCCCCGCGGACCUCGAAACGUGGAAGCCGCGGCGCCGCGCCAUUGUGCCGGCCUUCCACAAGGCGUACCUGAACGCGAUGAUGCGCAUGUUCGGCGCCUGCACCAUGCGCUCCAUCGAGAAGCUCGAGGCCUGCCUGGACACGGGCAAGGGGUCCGGUCUGCUGGAGAUGCGCGGCGGGAAGCCCGUGCUGGACAUGGAGACGGAGUUCCUCAACGUGGCGCUCGACAUCAUCGGGCUCGGGGUGUUCAACUACGACUUCGGGUCGUGCACGAGCGAGUCGCCCAUCAUCAAGGCCGUGUACGGCGUCCUGAAGGAGGCCGAGCACCGGUCGACGUUCUACAUCCCCUACUGGGACCUCCCGGGGGCGUCGGUGAUCGUGCCGCGUCAGCGCGCGUUCCGCCAGCAGAUGGCUGUUAUUUCAGAGGCGCUCGACGAGCUGAUUGAGCUGGCGAAGGAGUCUCGCGAGGAGACGGACGCGGAGGCCCUGCAGGCGCGGGACUACGACAACAUCAAGGACCCCUCGCUGCUGCGCUUCCUGGUCGACUCGCGCGGGGAGGACAUCUCCACGAAGCAGCUCAGGGACGACCUGAUGACCAUGCUCAUCGCCGGCCACGAGACCACCGCGGCCGUGCUCACGUGGUGCGCCUUCCAGCUCGCCCAGAACCCCGAGGUCGAGGCCAAGCUCCACGACGAGAUCGACAGGGUGGUCGGCGACCGCGUGCCGACGAUGGAGGACGUGGACAAGAUGCCGUACCUGCGCGCGUGCCUGGCAGAGUCCCUCCGCAUGUACCCGCAGCCGCCCAUCAUGAUCCGCCGCGCCCUCGCGGACGACGUCCUCCCCGGCGGCCUCUCGUCCGACGUCGCCCCCGACGGCUUCCCCAUCGCCAAGGGCGCGGACAUCUUCAUUUCUACCUGGAACCUGCACCGCUCGCCGAAGCUCUGGAAGGACCCCGACACGUUCCGGCCGGAGCGGUUCACGGAGAAGAUGGAGUGCCCCGCGGAGUGGGCCGGCCGCGGGUGGGAGGGCUUCGACCCCGAGCGCACGCCCAACGCGCUGUACCCGAACGAGACGAUGGCGGACUUCGCCUUCCUGCCGUUCGGAGGCGGCGUGCGGAAGUGCGUGGGGGACCAGUUCGCGCUGCUGGAGGGCGCGGUGUGCCUGUCGAUGAUGGCGCGGCGGUUCAAGUUCCGGCUGGCGACCACGCCGGAGGAGGUGGGGAUGGCGACGGGCGCGACCAUCCACACGGGCAACGGGCUGAAGAUGAUGGUGGAGCGGCGGAGCGCGGCGGGGGCGGAGGCGCCCGCGCAGUCGCCGCCGGCGGUCGCAAGCACGUGA